Messenger RNA from Sesamum indicum (sesame), 852 nucleotides. RefSeq names its product DUF538 family protein (Protein of unknown function, DUF538). The record is from RefSeq and is a predicted model, not a curated record. Lineage: Eukaryota; Viridiplantae; Streptophyta; Magnoliopsida; Lamiales; Pedaliaceae.
CAAUGAAUAUACGAAGCGGUGAGGCUUGAUAUUUUCUCUAUCCUCUUCUCCACAUUUCUCAUUCCAGUAUAUUCCACUCACCCUCGCAAUUCACAAACUACUCGAUCCAUCUCUCUUCCAUGGCUACACGUCAAAUUUUCCUUUUCCUCUGUCUCUGUUUCGUCGCUCUCUUCGUCUCCGCCGAUGGCCGCAGCGCCCACGAUGAACUGAUCAACUACGGGUUCCCAAUUGGACUUCUCCCCGCCAAUGUUGACUCAUAUACUCUCAACACUACUACUGGCGUUUUCUCGGUCCGGCUGGGGGGUUCCUGCCGCGUGACUCUUCCUCCCGACAACUACUUGGCCACCUACUCCAACAAAAUCACCGGUAAGAUCGUCGAAAACCGCAUUGCGGAACUCGAUGGUAUCAGCGUCAGGGCAUUCUUCAAGUGGUGGGGCAUCACUGGUAUCAGAUCCAACGGAGAGAAUUUGGUGUUUGAGGUUGGGGUUGUCACUGCCAAGUAUCCUUCCAAGAAUUUCGACAAGUCUCCCUUGUGUGAAGGCACCCGGUCUUCUUCAUAGAGAUCCAAAAGGUCUUUAGCUUAAAUCAUCAGAUAGUUCAGAUUUGUGCAACACCAAAGCAUUCUCUUCUGCUGAUGUUCUAAAUUACAUUAUGUCGAAUACGCAGCAAUUAGUUUGAUGCCUUGCUGCGGAAUUGGAUUAUUAUGUCUUCCAUUUAAUAAGCUAUGUAUAUAUUGGGUGACAUAGUGUAACUUUGACGAAGUUGCAAUGUGUAACAUACUUGGACUCUUUAUGCUAUGUUAUAUCAAAGCUAGUGAACUAUUGGUUGGUGAAUUGAUGUACUUAAACUUCU